Messenger RNA from Cuculus canorus (common cuckoo), 4537 nucleotides. RefSeq names its product PWWP domain containing 2A (gene PWWP2A). Bases 3 to 1865 code for a protein of 620 amino acids. NCBI's taxonomy places the organism in Eukaryota, Metazoa, Chordata, Aves, Cuculiformes, Cuculidae. Gene Ontology annotation, cellular component: nucleus. The transcript has 3 exons. The record is from RefSeq and is a predicted model, not a curated record. Gene Ontology annotation, molecular function: chromatin binding; histone binding.
CAAUGAAGCUCCAGGCCACGCCCUUUCCUCCUCUUCCCAACGCUUCAUUGAAUGAGGUCCACGCCGGCCAAUCAGAAGUUCGCACUCGGCUUGACGGGCUGCUGCGCCCUCCAAUAGAAACAGAGGAUGACCCCGCGCCCGCCACUGGGCCGCGGGCCGCGAGCCUCGGGGGCGGGGCCUCGCUCCCAGGAGGGCGGGGAAGGCCGCGGCUCUCGAUCCCGCUGCUGGAGGGAGGCGGCGGCGAAGCAGCAGAGAAAAUGGCGGCCACGGCUGCGGAGGCGGCGGCGACCGCGGCGGUGCCGGGCGACGGGGGGGCCGGUGAAGCCGAGCCCGAGAUGGAGCCUAUCCCGGGCAGUGAGGCCGGCGCGGACCCUCUCCCCGCCGUCACCGAGGCCGUGGAGUCGGCGGCGCCCGACGGCGAGGAGGCCGACGGGGGGAAGGCCGAGGAACCGCCGCCGGUGCAGCGCGCGCGGAGCCCGGCGGGGACGCGGGAGCCGGAAGCCGAGAGGACCGAGAAGCCUCUGCCGCCCCCCCCUGCGCCGGAGGCGGCGCCGGCCGAGCCCCGCGCGGAGCCGCAGCCCUGCCCGCCGGCCGCCGCCCGCCACCACCUGCCCGAGGCGGAGCCGCAGCCCUGCCCGCCGGCUGCCGGGGGCUCCGCCGAGCCGCGGCCCGGGGAGGAGCCGGCCCGGCCGGAGGAGGAGGAGCCGGAUGCCGCCGAGCCCGAGUCCCCGGAGCCCGCGGCCCGAGGGGAGGCGGGGGCUGCGCUGCUGCCCGGCUCCGAGGUGCGGGUCACCCUGGACCACAUCAUCGAGGAUGCCCUGGUGGUCUCGUUCCGGCUGGGAGAGAAGCUUUUUUCCGGGGUCCUCAUGGACCUCUCCAAAAGGUUUGGACCCCAUGGAAUCCCUGUGACCAUAUUUCCGAAAAGGGAAUACAAGGAUAAACCUGAAGCCAUGCAGCUCCAAAGUAAACCAUUCCAAGAUGAGGCACAGGUGAAGUGUGAAUCUAAUGCUGCAGUCCCUGAUGACUCUUCUCUCACGCAGCCAUCAGAACCUAGCAUAGCUAAAAGCCUAUGGACUUCUAAACCACCUCCUCUCUUUCAUGAGGGAGCGCCAUAUCCUCCCCCUUUGUUUAUCAGGGACACGUAUAACCAGUCAAUACCUCAGCCUCCGCCCCGGAAAAUUAAGCGGCCCAAGCGCAAAAUGUACAGGGAGGAACCCACUUCUAUCAUGAAUGCUAUCAAACUACGACCCCGGCAGGUCUUAUGUGACAAGUGCAAAAACAAUGUUGUUGCAGAAAAAAAGGAGAUUAAAAAAGGUGGCAAUGCAAGUGACUCUUCAAAAUAUGAGGAUAAUAAAAAACGAAGAAAUGAGAGUGUGACUACUGUGAAUAAAAAACUUAAGACUGACCAUAAAGUGGAUGGAAAAAGCCAAAAUGAAAGCCAGAAAAGGAAUGCUGUGGUCAAGGUUUCAAAUAUUGCCCACAGCAGAAGCAGAGUAGUUAAAGUUUCUGCACAAGCAAAUACUUCAAAAGCGCAGUUAAAUACAAAAAAAGUUCUCCAGAGCAAAAACAUGGAUCAUGCAAAAGCUCGAGAAGUCUUGAAAAUGGCCAAAGAAAAGGCACAAAAGAAGCAGAGUGCAACCUCCUCUUCCAAAAAUGCACAUUCAAAGGUCCAUUUCACACGGCGUCUUCAGAACACCAGCUCAGGUUCCCUCCCACCCCGAUUGCGUUUAAAGCCACAAAGGUAUCGGAACGAAGAAAAUGACUCUUCUCUCAAGACAGGACUUGAGAAAAUACGGAGUGGCAAGAUGGCAACUAAGCCCCAGUCUCGCUGCUCCUCCACCCGCUCAGCAGCUCAGAGACACUAGUCAGCUGCUGUUUUUAUGGAACCUCACUACACUGCCACGAAGAGCACCAGCUCAUCAGGACUGAAAGAAAUCUGAGACUGAAUUGUCUAAUUUUUCCUCUGAAAUCUUCACCAAGUAGUAAACUUUUUUGGAGGGGAAAGGGGGUAAAUAUGUUAAAGCUCCCCCUCGCACCCAUUAGGGCACCUGUACCUAAUGUACAUUUUCUUUAAAGUUUAAAAAAGAUGUUAGGAAAUAUUUUAUAAAACUUUUUUGCAAUAAAUGACGCAUGAAAUUAUUAGAGACUAUAUGAAAACUUACAUGCAAGGAACCACUUGAAUUAUUAGUAUGAAGAAUCACUGCAAAUAACUGGGGUUUUUUGUAAUGUGACAGUCAUGUUUGUAUGUUUUGAUAGGUGCCAGUGAUGGAGCCAAUUGCCUGGGAAGCUGACUGUAACUUUUGAACUUUUAUUUUAAUUCUUAACUUUAGCAUUGCAAUUUUCCAUUCUAUGAGGCUUAGUUAGUAUUUAGUGCAGGUGUUAGCAGAGCUGUGAUCUGUGAUCAAAAGCAUGUCGAAAACCAAUUGUAUUGUAAAAUAUGAACAGUCCUGCUAUAUGAGACCAAUAUUUCCCAUAGAGGUGAUGGAAAGGACAGUGACCACAAACUCCAUGUAUCUCUCUAUUAUGGGAAAGCUCCUUCUGUGUGAAUAUGGUUGCAUUUUGUUUAUGCUAUUGUAACACUUAGGGAACUGAGGAUUGUGGAAUAACAUUGCGAAGGGUUACAACGCAGAGAGCAGCAUUUUGCUUAUAAUAUUAUAACGAGACGGGAAUUGCGAAUGGAGAGUGAUUAAAUGGAAUGGCAUUUCUAUUUCAAUUCAUGGGUUAAUUUUUCCUUUUGACAUAAAUAUUUUUCAGAUAGUUAACUAGUAGAGCAAAGGUUUUAUUGGUGUUUCAGAUGGCUGUUGGUCUAAGUUGCAUUGACUUCUUUGAAUAGCUGUAAAUCAAAAAAAGAAACCCAGUGGGUUUUGUCCAAGUUAUUCCCCUCCCCCAAAGGUGUUUGGUAAGACUUAUUUCAGUGGAGCUUGUGAAUGCUGGACACGCUGCUGAUAUAUUGAGUUAUUAAUUAUUAAUUUAUUUGUCACUGGUUAUUUGACAUUGUGCACACUUUCUCAGGAGUAUCAUCCCUUACAAAGUUCUUAGAAUUUAUAGUUCUUAGGAUUUAUUCUAUAACCCAGCAAAAUAAAUAUUUGUUUUGAAGAAAUGAAAAUGUGCACAUAAUCUACUAAAAGUCAAAUUCUUGUUUCUGUAGAAGUGAAAAGAAUUGUAGUGAGCUCUUUUCCUCCUUACUAAUAUCCUGAUUCAGUUGGAGUGAAAACAGAGACUCUUUGUCUAGGUUAUUUAAAAACAGAGAUACCUUUCUGAGAAGCGUCUGUAUCAGCAGAAAGGCCAUUUCACAGCCUUCGUGUAUGAAGCCUGAAUUAAUCACAUCAAAUUUGAAGUUAGGACAACUCUAUUGUUGGGCUCUGAUAUUGGCACCAGGUUUAUACUUGUUAAACAAGAAGACAGGGGGAAGUGAGAGGCUGGGACAGGCAUCCAAAUCCAGGGUAGGUGUAUCAAUGAUACAUACGUUGAGGCAGUUCAUGCUUCAUGUUGGUUCAGUUUCUGUUUUUCAGAGGUAAAUUCUUUAUUUUUAAAGCCAGAAAUUAAAUACUUUCUGCCCGCUUCUUAGAAAAUAGCUGUAUAAUGCUGUACAGUAGGUUCAAAUUGUAUCAUUUUUUAUAAUAAACUACUUUUUUUUUUAAAUUUGAUAUUAAUGUUUCUUCUACAGAGCUUUUCCUUUUCACCAGUUGAAGAGGAUCAGCAGUUGGGUCCUGUUUGUGGCCUGAGAUUUAACUACAACUUAGAAAAAUUAAGACAAAUUAAUUUGAUGAAAGGGAAAGCGAUUUGGUGUCAUGCAUGUGCUAGCCUUUCACCUCCAGAGACCAAACCCUGAUUGUAUUGACAAUGAAUGAGGAUCUUGGCCUAAUAAAUUACAUAUUUAUCCAGUCACACACACACACACACAGAAGGAAACCAAACAAAAAAGAAGCCACCAAACAACACGGCACAAACCAGUUUCUGCUCAGGAAAAAGGCCCAGGACUGUAAUAGCAGGGUUAUUGCACAUUGGAGUGAAAACUGAUUGAUGUUGUAAGUAGAAGCCAGUAGUGCCUGCCUGUGUGACAUCUGACUCUUCACCGGUGCUCUUAUUUCCUCACCUUUGUGAGCACUUGUGCACAGCAGCUGAAAUAUAGAGAAUACAUUUAAGAGAGAUGCAGGUCUCUGCAUUGGAGAAUAUGGGUAUAUAAGCAAAUAGCAUAAAAAUAGACAAGGUAGCGAACUGUAUUUGCGUUUGUUUUCACAGAAAGUAUUGCAGCCAUUUUGUUUGAAACCAGAUUUUCAUUUUGAAAUGAAAUUGUCAGGGAUAUUCUAAUGAUAGAGAAUUACAGUAAUGUAUUGCUUUUCACUUUUUUGCUUUAGUUGCUUAAUAUUUAAGCUUUGCUCCGUGCUACCUUCUUGUCUGUAUAUUGAAUGGUCACUAUGCCUCUUUCAUUUUGUAGACUUGAAUGAGGAAAAUACGAUUCACCCUUUAAGGUUUGCUGAGAAGUAAAUGAUAAAGAAUGUUGUGUAACAUUUAUUCAAAUAAAGCCUUGAUUUUU